Puntigrus tetrazona (Sumatra barb) is the source of this 2141-nucleotide messenger RNA. RefSeq names its product myb/SANT-like DNA-binding domain-containing protein 2 (gene msantd2). The record is from RefSeq and is a predicted model, not a curated record. Lineage: Eukaryota; Metazoa; Chordata; Actinopteri; Cypriniformes; Cyprinidae. Bases 19 to 1647 code for a protein of 542 amino acids. The transcript has 4 exons.
CUUAGCAACAGAGGCAAGAUGGCGGCCCCCAGUAACGCCGAGCUUUCUCCUGAUCUAUCGGUGCCGCUGAAGAUUCCCAAAACCGAGGUUCCUUCCCCAGAAUCCGAGGAUUUGAGUGACAGCAACCAAUACCAUUCCAACCCCUCCACCCCUAAUAGAUUCUCUCCUCUGAACGUCGGGGUUUCGCUGUCCGGGGGCGCAGGCCGGAGUGGAUCGGCCUCUGCCUCCAACAGCUUCACCGCUUGCCGAGGCAUGUCGUGGACACCGUCCGAGACGAACGCGCUGAUCGCCGUGUGGGGCAACGAGAGGCUGGCGGAGGCGCGGAUGCAGCAGCUGGAGGUGGCCGGGACGGUGUUUUCUGGCAAGGCGCCGGGACCCGCGAUGUACGAGCGGGUGUCCAGAGCCCUGUCAGAGCUGGGUUACGAACGCACCCCAUCCCAGUGUCGAGAGAGGAUGAAGACGCUGAGACGUUGUUAUAGCCGGGUGAAGGAACACGGCAUUGGGAAGAGGAAGAGCAGUUAUUCUUUCGAGCAGCUGGAGAAGGUGUUUGGGCAGGGCGGCUGGGAUUCUCAAAGCUGUCAGCCCGUGCUGAUCAACAGCAGCGGUCUCUACCAGGAGAUGGAGUCGGACGGCAGCACCAUGGAGGACUACUCUCAGGAAGACUGGUGUAAUCAGGACCUUUCUGCUGCCUUCAAUGAGGGAGACAUAGAAACAGAGGAGAACCAGCUUUCAAAAACCAGAGUACUUCAGAUACGACUGGAGCCAUCUGAGCACACUCAACGCCAAGAAGUGAUGCAGAACGUGAUGCGCAUCCUGGAGUCAGUGGAGGUCAAAUGGGAGCACUUCCAGACAUGGACUGACUUCUCCCGACUCCACCUGUCCAAUAAGCUGGCCAUCUUCGGAGUGGGCUACAACACGCGGUGGCGAGAAGAGAUCCGCUACCACUACGCAGAAAUCAGCUCACAGGUCCCUCUGGGAAAACGACUGCGGGAAUACUUCAACCCAGAGAAGUCUGAGGGCAGGGUCAUCAUGACCAAGGUGCAGAAGAUGAACUGGAAAAACGUGUAUUAUAAAUUCCUAGACAUCACUAUUAGCGAAGCCCGCUGUUUGGAGCUCCACAUGGAAGUGGAUUGGAUCCCGAUCGCACAGACGAGGGCGGCGGGAUGCAGCAACGGCUCCCAGUACCUCCUGCCGGGGGGCAUCCCGAAAACGUAUGGCUUGUAUGCAAUAGGCUACGAGGAGACGAGUGGCUCCAAUUCUUCGUCUAGCACGGAGGACAGGUCCUCCCCCUCACAGGAAGAGGAGGAGACGGACCAUUGCGAGAGCGUGGAGAAGGACAAGAGGACGUCGGCCAAAGUCACUUACUGUUACCUCGGCAUUGCAGAGGAAAGGACGCUACAGCAGUGUCUGUUCCAGCACUUUCAGACUUCAGGCAAACAUUACAGCCGAGGGGAGCCUUCGGCCGUAACCAGGUUCCUGCAGGACAACUGCACCGGCCAGGCCAAGGAGGGACCCCUCUCUGGAUUACACAUCUACAUUAAGUUCAUCGAGGUGGAGCUGGACUUUCUCUCCGCCGGGUCUUUAGUGGAAUGUUUAGAGACCGCCAUCGGUUAUUCGUUAAAGUUUAACAAGAAGGAAGAGCUGUAGCGGUCGCAUUUGCCAAUGAAUCUCUUUAAAGCCAGGAUUUUGAAAAACAGACUUGAACUCAAAGUAUUUAUGUGGUAUGUCAGGCACAGUCUGUUUCCCGAAAAAGGAGCCGCGUAGUCUCCUUUGCAGUAAUUGUCUUUAUCAGGGAGCGUAAACGGAAGCAAACUGCCUUUAUUUAAAUCUCUCGAGAUCCAAAUGCAGGAACUGUCCGAAAAAAAAAAAAAAAAGAAUCCUCUUGAUUAAUCUAAGUAUAAAGUCUAUCUAUAUAGAAGUAUAAAUAUAUAUAUAAAUAUAUAUAUUUAAGAGUAUAUAUUGAUAUUGUCAAGCAUUCCAGCAUUUCCAAUUAUAGCAUUCAACGAAUGUUUUUUCAUAAAGCGUUUAUCAAUGUUUGUUUUUUAUUUGUGAGUUCACACAGUGUCUUUAUGUAUGAUUGUUUCCAGGUCACAGUCUUGUUUACAUGUUUGGAAGGACAAAAAAAUAAACUGAUGAAACGA